Messenger RNA from Pimephales promelas (fathead minnow), 2509 nucleotides. RefSeq lists its product as uncharacterized. NCBI's taxonomy places the organism in Eukaryota, Metazoa, Chordata, Actinopteri, Cypriniformes, Leuciscidae. Gene Ontology annotation, molecular function: DNA binding. Gene Ontology annotation, cellular component: nucleus. The record is from RefSeq and is a predicted model, not a curated record.
AUAUUUAAACAAUCAUGAAUAAUUACGCCAAAUCUGCAAUGUGCUGUUUUCGUUGGCCUGACGUCACUUUGUGGUGGGCGUGGUCAAGCUUCAACAAGCGAUCGCAACAACAACCACAUGAAAAAAUGGCACCUAACCCAAAGAAGUCAGGAAAACUGAAGAGAAAACAGCAAGAUGAAGGAGAGCAUAAAGGAAGAAAAGGCCUGAAGACGAAUCAGUGGAGAGAAGACCAAAUGAAAGCUGCAAUAGAGGAAUAUAAAGAGCAGGUCGACUCUGGGAGGCCUGCGCUGCGAUUGCUCGCAAGGAAGUGGAACGUGCCAAAAACAACCCUUCAAAGACGCGUGAAAGGGCUUGUUGAGGGAUCAGAGCAUGCAUCUGGAAGAAAGCCAUUCAUCCCUGUUGAAUCUGAGCAGGAGUUAGUGCAUCUUCUCACCUUGCUUUCACAGAGAGGCUUCCCGUUAAGGAGGACUGAUGUUCAGUCUCUUGCUUUUGAGUUUGCCAAGAUAAAGGGCUUCCGUGGGUUUUCAGAAGAGAAGCAAAAGGCGGGCUAUCACUGGUACAAGGGCUUUAUAAAGCGAAACCCAGAGCUGAAAAUAAAGAAACCAGGGCCCAUAUCACCAGUGACAAAGAUGAAUGAAGAAGGGCUGGGGAAGUGGUUGAAAACAAAAAUGGCACCUAACCCAAAGAAGUCAGGAAAACUGCAGACAAAACAGCAAGAUGAAGGAGAGCAUAAAGGAAGAAAAGGUCUGAAGAUGAAUCAGUGGAGAGAAGACCAAAUGAAAGCUGCAAUAGAGGAAUAUAAAGAGCAGGUCGAGUCAGGGAGGCCUGCGCUGCGAUUGCUCGCAAGGAAGUGGAACGUGCCAAAAACAACCCUUCAAAGACGCGUGAAAGGCCUUGUUGAGGGAUCAGAGCAUGCAUCUGGAAGAAAGCCAUUCAUCCCUGUUGAAUCUGAGCAGGAGUUAGUGCAUCUUCUCACCUUGCUUUCACAGAGAGGCUUCCCGUUGAGGAGGACUGAUGUUCAGUCUCUUGCUUUUGAGUUUGCCAAGAUAAAGGGCUUCCGUGGGUUUUCAGAAGAGAAGCAAAAGGCGGGCUAUCACUGGUACGAGGGCUUUAUAAAGCGAAACCCAGAGCUGAAGAUAAAGAAAUCAGGGGCCAUAUCUCCAGCGACAAAGAUGAAUGAAGAAGGCCUGGGGAAAUGGUUUAAAAUGUAUGAAAUCACCCUUGAUGCCUUGGGAAUUAAAGACGUCCCCUCACGUAUUUGGAAGUGUGAUUUAUCAGGACUAAAAGAUGACAUCUCCUCUCAACAAAAUGUCAGGGAAGGAGAAGAGCCCUGCUUUCAGUUUGAAGCUGAGGAGGAAGAGGAAACUGCCACCACGGUACUAUCAGCAUUCAAUGCCAGUGGUACAUUUGCUCCUCCGCUUCUCAUUUUAAAAGAUAAUGGGGUGAGAAGUAAGUGGUUGAACGAAUCCAUGGAAAACGUUUGCAUUAGAGCGUCGAAUGAUGGCUGGAUAACAGCAGAACUUUUUGUUGAGUGGGGCGAAAUGUUUGUGGCACAGCUCCCAAAAGAUGACGCCAGACCCCACCUUCUGCUCCUCGAUGGCCAAAGCAGUCACGUGUUCAACCUUGGCUUUUUCAAUCUAAUGAAACAGAACAACGUGGAAGUCAUAUGCUAUCCUGCACUGCAACUGGAAAACAGAGCUCUGUUUAGGAGUCUCAAACACAACUGGUGUGAAGUGAGUCGCAAGUGGAACCAGCAAUAUGCAAGCACGAAGUUACCCAAAGCACAUUAUUGUUCUGUUUUUAUGGAAGCAUGGAAGACAACUGCAACAGUGGAAAGAGCCCAGGAUGGGUUCAGAACAACGGGGAUGUUCCCAUUGAAUGAGUUGGCCUUCAUUGAGCACGAGCCUCCUCCUGCCAACCCAUCCCGUUUGGAAAGUCACACGCCGCCCACUGAAGACACUGCACGUUGCAGCACAGAAAGCGGCUCAGCUGUUGAAGUGACAUCAUUCGAAGACUUUGUGGUCAUUCAAAAAUGUAGCAGGGGUACGAAGACGCCCAGAGCCAAGACAAUACCACAUUUCCACAAAGACACAGAACACAUUCUUUCUAAUGAACAUUUAAAACAAAAAACAUUUAAAACCACUUCCUGCGGGGGCUGCCUCAUAAAACACGGCGCAGAUGAUGAUCCGAAAGCUUCUGAAGCAUGGAUCCGAUGUAGCAACUGUAAGGCCUGCUACCAUGAGUCUUGUGUAGACGAGGAUGGGAUAUAUGAAUGGGUUUAUGAUGUAGAUGGUGAUGAUCAAUAAACUGACGCAUGGAAACCGAGCACGAUUUUAGAACAUCGUGUGGUAUUAAAAUAAAACUCUUGUCCAGUGAAAAUUAGAUAGGCCUAUGCUUUUAAGACAUUAUGACCCAUUGAAUGGACUGUGUCACAGCCUUGUUUUCAUUUGUAUAUAACUAAAUAAAUUUAAUUGAAUAAGUGUUGUACUAGUAUUUGCAAACCUUCUUC